This is a messenger RNA of Daldinia caldariorum, 853 nucleotides long. RefSeq lists its product as uncharacterized. The transcript has 2 exons. Lineage: Eukaryota; Fungi; Ascomycota; Sordariomycetes; Xylariales; Hypoxylaceae. The coding region runs from base 356 to 679 and encodes 107 amino acids. The record is from RefSeq and is a predicted model, not a curated record.
CUCAAGUAGACGUUCUAAAGACUUUCUUUUUGCUUGUGCGAAUCUAGAAAUGGUAUUCACAAUCAGCUGUAGCAAGAAUUGUAGUUACGACAUGAUGAGAUGUGCGAAGGGAUAGACACGCCUAUGUCGCGGUCAUGAUUAUAUCAUCAACCGCCUCAGUGACAGCAUGUACCUAUCCCUUCGAUCGUGGCUGAGAAUAAGCGUAGCUUGUAUGACGACUGCUCUGAACCAGAUAUUAAAUAGAUAAAUAGAAUCAUGUAACUCAUACAAUACCAGCAUUAUUAAGUUAACAUAUUUCCAUCUCUAGAUCAAAGCCUCACAUUUUCAGGUUAACCAAGCUCAAAUCUUGUCAACCAUGUCUAAGAACGCAUUGCACCAAGCAAACGACAAGGCGUCCGGGGAACUACCUACCGGGCCCCAUGAAGGGCAGGUCUAUGGCUCGUCUUACGCUACAGGGGGACAGAAAGACAAUACUUCCAUCCCGGUCCUAAAAGACGACGAGAAUGUCGAAGAUCCUAUUGAUCCUGCUGAGGCCGACUCUGAUAAACAAUUAGCGCGUGACGAGGCCGAAGCUAUUGAUAAGAAGAAUGUACUGAAGGAGAGGACCAGGGGCGAGAAGCCUAGAGGCUCUUAUGCCGACCCUAGUGACGAGUCUUUGGGGCUCACCGAGGAAGUGUAGUUACGGGGAUGUGUUGUGGUAGAUUACAAUUUUUAUUGAGGCCGUUUUGGGGGAAUUGUAUUUCAUCUGUGGUCUGAUCAAGAUCACGGUCUUCUUAGAGCCGUGUUGCAUACCUCCCUAAACAGUUUCAUACAAAUUGCUGCAAUUAAUUGAAUAAGACUAAAUUGUCAAUUA